AAUUCUCGGACAGGACGGCUCUCCCCAUCCCUCUGCCAUGUCCCAGGAGAGGUUUCCAGCCGCGCCCAAAAUGAGCUCUGAGAAACCCACCAGCUUAGAUGCGAUGCGUGCAACAAAUCCAUGCGAGACCCCCAUUCAGCUGCUGCAUGAAUUUGGAACAAAGACUGGUAACCAUCCCGUGUACACCUUAGAGAAAGCAGAAGGACAAGCACAUAACCCUAGUUUCACAUUUCGGUUGGUUAUUGGUGACAUAACUAGCUUAGGAGAGGGACCUAGCAAGAAAACUGCAAAACAAAAAGCAGCUGAAUUUGCACUGAACAUAUUACGAGGCGACACUAGCAAGUGUCUGCCUGUAACGGAUACUUUAAGGGAUCCCAAGAAACCACCAAAUCAGAUGCAGGAAAAUCCUGUUGGCUCACUACAGGAAUUAGCUGUGCAAAAAGGAUGGCGCCUCCCAGAAUAUACCGUGGCACAAGAGUCUGGCCCUCCUCACAAGAGAGAAUUCACCAUAACUUGCCGUGUGGAAACCUUUGUAGAAACUGGAUCGGGAACCUCUAAACAAGUGGCUAAAAGGGUUGCUGCAGAGAAACUCCUUACCAAAUUUAAGACCAUUUCAACUGAUAAUAUACCUCUGAACAAGCUGAUUGGAAAUAAAAUGGGCUGCACCUGGGACAGCAUGAGAAACUCAUCUGGGGAAAAGAUAAGCAUGCUGAAAAGAAGCCCUCUCAGUAUUCCCAACACUGAUUAUGUGAAAAUGCUCAAAGAUGUAGCCGAAGAACUAGACUUCAACCUCACCUAUUUGGAUAUAGAUGAACUGAGUGUUAAUGGACAGUACCAAUGUCUUGCUGAACUGUCCACAAAUCCCAUAACUGUGUGCCACGGAACUGGGAUCUCUUGUGGCAAUGCACACAAUGAUGCUGCACACAAUGCACUGCAGUAUUUAAAAAUCAUGUGUAUUAAAAAGUGACCUUUCAGGAGAGAUUCCCAGCAAAACCUUCUCCUAGCAACAUUUUCUCUCUUCCACCCCAAAAAUUGAAUUAAGUAUUGUUACACAGAAAUUUUUCUGGGGACAUUAUUGAAAUGACUGCAGUUAAAUUUACCUUGGGUUAGCGCCACUUUGCUGGUGCCCCAUUGGCUAAAUGUAAUGGUUGUAGCUUCAUGUUUGUUAUGGAUUUGAUUUGUUUUUGCUUUGUACUUUUGUUCAAAAUGAAUUCCUUAUUUAAAACUUUUUUGAAUUUCACUGAAGGAACACUUUGCAGAAUGGUCCUAUCUAUAAGCUUUAAAAAAAGGAGGGACUUUUUCUUUUAACGUGCAUUUUUAAAAAAAGGAAUGUAUCUAUUCAUUGUUUAAUAAAUUUGUUUUGAAGAGAA
Messenger RNA from Xenopus laevis (African clawed frog), 1370 nucleotides. It is a transcript of the gene prkra.L, whose product is annotated as protein activator of interferon induced protein kinase EIF2AK2 L homeolog. The record is from RefSeq and is marked provisional. Lineage: Eukaryota; Metazoa; Chordata; Amphibia; Anura; Pipidae. Gene Ontology annotation, molecular function: siRNA binding; double-stranded RNA binding. Gene Ontology annotation, biological process: regulation of regulatory ncRNA processing; siRNA processing. Gene Ontology annotation, cellular component: RISC-loading complex; cytoplasm; nucleolus.